CUCGACAGAGAGAACGGGAGCCAAGGGCGCAUGCGCACCCCGUUUCCCCUUCCCGCCUCAAAGCCCGAUGGAGCGAUGAGAGAAAACGGGCGGGGCUAGCGGCUGACGAGAGCGACAGAGAGCUUCUUACAUCAUUUCGUCUGCGACCCGGCCCACUCUGUCGCGUCGCUCUGUUGGCUUCGCCCUCUCGUCGCUCUUCAGUGACGCAAUCUUUCCUUUCCUGCCUGAGCUCGCGGCGUGUGAGGAGGAAUUUCUUGUUGCACGUCACUAAUAGCAGGAUCUAAAAACUCACCAUGCAGAACGAUGCUGGGGAAUUUGUGGAUCUGUACGUGCCUCGUAAAUGCUCUGCUAGCAACCGGAUAAUUGGUGCCAAGGACCAUGCUUCCAUCCAAAUAAAUGUUUCAGAGGUUGACAAGGUCACAGGCAGAGUCAACGGCCAGUUCAAAACAUAUGCAAUUUGUGGAGCAAUCCGUAGGAUGGGGGAAUCGGAUGACUCUAUUCUGCGCCUGGCGAAAAACGAUGGUAUUGUUUCCAAGAACUUCUAACUGAAAAAGCACCAUGAUGUGGAGUUUCUUGUAAAAUAAACAGUUUGAAAAAUUAA
Molecule: messenger RNA, 601 nt
Organism: Heteronotia binoei (common prickly gecko)
Lineage: Eukaryota; Metazoa; Chordata; Lepidosauria; Squamata; Gekkonidae
Gene: RPS21
Product: ribosomal protein S21
Exons: 6
Coding region: 294-545 (83 amino acids)
Biological process (GO): endonucleolytic cleavage in ITS1 to separate SSU-rRNA from 5.8S rRNA and LSU-rRNA from tricistronic rRNA transcript (SSU-rRNA, 5.8S rRNA, LSU-rRNA); endonucleolytic cleavage to generate mature 3'-end of SSU-rRNA from (SSU-rRNA, 5.8S rRNA, LSU-rRNA); translation
Cellular component (GO): ribosome; cytosolic small ribosomal subunit
Molecular function (GO): structural constituent of ribosome
Source: RefSeq, a predicted model, not a curated record